Mizuhopecten yessoensis (Yesso scallop) is the source of this 1511-nucleotide messenger RNA. RefSeq lists its product as uncharacterized. The record is from RefSeq and is a predicted model, not a curated record. Bases 34 to 1386 code for a protein of 450 amino acids. Lineage: Eukaryota; Metazoa; Mollusca; Bivalvia; Pectinida; Pectinidae. The transcript has 3 exons.
CUAAAUUACUGUCGCUGCCGAUUCUCGUCGAAAAUGGCCACCGUACAGUUUCGAAUAGUUCUUAUUUGUACUGUUAUUUACGCCUGUAACGCAGCUCAUCAGAAACGGUUUCUGUUCCGUGAUGUUUUUCCGGACCGUGUAAAUCCGAAUUCUCUCCAGAAACUUUGGUGGAUCCGGAAGAUGUCUCCUGACCUGUACUUGACCGGACGACUUACGGAAAGGCAAAUAAAAUAUGCGUCCGAGGGAGGUUUCAGAAGCAUCAUUACGCUCUUCCGGUUCAAUUCCCCAGGAAAUUUGGGGCUGGAAACGUUCACGACGACAGAUGGGGCAAAGACGAUGGCAUAUGCUGUAAAUAUGGGUUUUAGAGCUAUACUUGAUUCCGAGGAUGAUUGGUAUAAAGUAAGUACUGUACAGAAACUGACAUCUGCCAUUGCCGAAAUGGAGAAACCUAUUCUAAUGCAUUGUCAUCGUGCGCAUACAAUAACAUUUGCAACAUUAAUGUAUAUGGCGAACCAGACAAGAGUUGAUCCUAACUUCCGGCCUCGUAUUACGAGUGAUGUCUUCUACGAAGUUACUGCAUCUUUGGGACUAGACUUUACAGCAAAUAACACUUCGGAAGUCGUGUCAAAAAUCACCGGAAGUCCUCUACCGAAAGUGUUUCCGAACACCACUGCAUAUCCGGUUGAAUGGUCAAACUAUUGGUUGGUUCAUUUCGUUUACAAAAGUUGGUUUGUUGGAGGACAAAUUCUUUCCACACACAUACCUGCUAUUGUCGGCACCGGUUUCAAACACGUGAUCAACCUACGUUUAGGUACCUCGACACACAACCAACCCUCACAGGAAACUGUGACACUGCUGAACAUCGUAGACGGAACGCCCACGUACGGAAAUGCCACUAUCGGGCCACGUCAAUCACCGGAUACGCUAGUAAGAACUCGAAUUGACCUUGACAAAGCGACCACUUAUAUUUCGGCUACGUCUUCCGUGAACUACGAGCAGCGGAACUCCCUUGAGUUUGGAGACGGUGUCGGAUACAAUGAGGGACUGGAGCAAGUUGCUGUGGAGAAGGCUGGUUUGACAUACCAUCAUCUCCCUCUAGACAAUGGUCGCCAGUACAGCAGGGAGUUGUUUUCCGAGUUUAAAGACAAAUUUCUGGAGAUCGGAGAAACAGGAGAACCAGUCCUCGUACACUGCUCCGACUCAAGGCGUGCAGCCUACCUCACGGUCCUCGCUGCUGCGCUCCAGGACGGUCAGGACUUGAAUUGGGCUCUGUCCAAACUUGACGAGAUAGGGUUCCCAGUCGGGCCAAUGACAUCGCCGGACGUGUAUCGUAUGUAUGUCGCCUGGCUGACCGAUUCCAGUGGCAACGAGAUUGGCCGCAGAUGAAGAUUCACCAUGCUUAUAAGUCGGGGCUGAAGUCCAUCACAAUAUUUAAUGUAAACACGAUGUGUAUUCAGCAUGCAUACUACUGUAGUUUGCCUAUGAUUUAAAUGAAACUAACAAACUUCAAA